Messenger RNA from Gambusia affinis (western mosquitofish), 1157 nucleotides. RefSeq names its product myozenin 1b (gene myoz1b). Lineage: Eukaryota; Metazoa; Chordata; Actinopteri; Cyprinodontiformes; Poeciliidae. The transcript has 6 exons. Gene Ontology annotation, molecular function: telethonin binding; actin binding; FATZ binding. Gene Ontology annotation, cellular component: Z disc; actin cytoskeleton. Bases 130 to 894 code for a protein of 254 amino acids. The record is from RefSeq and is a predicted model, not a curated record.
GCUGAUUGGGUUUCAGUCUCUGCAGAGCAAAGAAGACGGCAGGCAGUACAAUACGAGAUCUGGGAAUCUAGAUUCCUGUUGGUCUGGGACCUGGAUCUUCCUCCAGCAGAGACCCGACGUCUCACAGCUAUGCCUCUCUCAAGCUCUGCCCCUUCUAACAAGAGGAAGACGGCCAGCAAAAUCAUCACUGACCUUUCCCACAUCAGCCAGAAGGAGGAUGAGCUGGACCCGGAAGCUACUGAAUUCGACCUGGGCACCAAGAUCAAGACCCCGAAGGAUGUGAUGCUGGAGGAGCUUUCCCUGAUGAGGAACAAGGGCUCCAAGAUGUUCAGGAUGAGGCAGCAGAGAGUGGAGCGGUUCAUCGUGACCAACGAGAACAUGGAGCUUCUAUGGGCUGUUUCUGUCUUCCAGCAGAACCUCCAGAAUCUGCUGAUGUCUCCGCCUGUUGUUCCACCGAAACCAGGGAAGCCAAAAGAAGAAAAGAUGGAAGAGGCAGUAAAUAAUCUGGAAAAGGAAAAAAGGAGGAAGGAAUAUAUCCGCACCUACAUAUCGCCAUGGGAACGAGCCAUGACAGACGAGGAACUGAAAGCCACCAUGAAGCCUCGUAUGCCCGGACCCAUCCAUAUUCACCCAGACCUGCCUCAGUACAAAAGCUUCAACCGGACAGCGCUGCCAUUUGGCGGCUUCGAAAAGGCGUCCAAGCUGCUGACCUUCGAACUCCCGGAGGUCGGCGCUGCCGGUGAGGAGCAGGAGCCUCUCCCAACCCUUCAGGCCGACAUCCUCUCAAGACCCUCGUUCAACCGCACGCCCACCGGGUGGGUCUGCAGCGACGGCAGCUCGCACGUCCAGCCGGACGUGGAGGUCCCCUACGACGGCGAGACGGACGACCUGUGAAGACACAUGUAGACACGAGCAUAUUUACAGUCCAAAACUUCAUCACACACAAAGAAAGCUCUUCUGGGAUUCAUGUCCCAGCUCUGUCUGCCCUGCUGAGGUGCAUCUAUUAAGCACACAACUUAACUGACUGGAAACAAAAAAUUGUGAGCCUUUUGUGCCGCUUAGACUCUUCACUGCUAAUCAGCUAAUGUCAGACCUGGGAGAAGAGCAGUAGAUUCUCAUGCUGUGACCUUAAAAUAACGUAAAUAUGCAAUAAAUGU